Molecule: messenger RNA, 2744 nt
Organism: Hyposmocoma kahamanoa
Lineage: Eukaryota; Metazoa; Arthropoda; Insecta; Lepidoptera; Cosmopterigidae
Product: small glutamine-rich tetratricopeptide repeat-containing protein alpha-like
Exons: 1
Coding region: 138-1007 (289 amino acids)
Biological process (GO): post-translational protein targeting to endoplasmic reticulum membrane
Cellular component (GO): membrane; TRC complex
Molecular function (GO): molecular adaptor activity; protein binding
Source: RefSeq, a predicted model, not a curated record
AAAAGAAACGCGCAGACAUUUGCACUCCAUACAUUUUCAUAUAUUUGUCAUUGUGUGGUGGGGCUAAAAAUAAAAAGAAAUUAUUUUGUCUACAAUUUUCGACGAUUUGGAUAAAAAGAGAAAACAUCGUAAUAAAAAUGUCCGACGUUAAAAUCGUUGCAGCAAGCAUAGUAAAUUUCUUGAAAAAACAACUUGAAAGUGACACCCUCAGUGUAGACUCGCGUGAAAGCGUUGAGGUUGGCAUUCAAUGUAUCGAAACAGCAUUUGAAUUGGGACCAGAAGAUGUAACUAAAGGUCUAGAUUUGGAGCAAUUAGUAAGACAACAACGUGGCCGCACCGAACAAACUCCAGAUUGCGCGGAGGCCGAAAAAUUGAAGAACGAAGGAAAUGAGUUAAUGAAAGCUGAACGCCACCGGGAAGCGCUUGAAAAGUAUACACGCGCUAUCGAAUUGGUCCCAACUAACGCUGUGUAUUUUUGCAACAGAGCCGCCGCACAUUUCAAGCUCGGCGAGCAUGAGGCCGCUAUCGCAGACUGCACAGCCGCGUUAGCUUUACAGCCAGACUAUGGCAAGGCACAUGGAAGGCUUGGACUGGCACUUACGGCAUUGGACAGACACCGUGAAGCACGAGCGGCUUACGCUAGAGCUGUGCAACUAGAGCCUGACAAUGAGUCUUACAAGCAAAACCUACGUCUCACAGAUGAACGGCUGGCACAACAUGGAGAGCCAGGACCUUUAGAUCUAGGUGGCCUACUACAUAAUCCUGCAUUGUUAAAUAUGGCAACAGAGAUGCUUGCUGAUCCCAAUAUGCAAAACUUAAUCUCUGGUCUAAUGAGUAACACAUCGGCAAACACUGGCAAUGGCGCUGGUGCUGGGGGUAUGAGUGCACUGCUAGAAGCUGGGCAGGCUCUAGCUCAGCACAUGCAAGCUGCCAAUCCUGAUUUGGUGGAACAAUUGCGAAGGCAAAUACGUCCUCCUGGCCCAGGUGGCAACAAUGCACCACAAUAGUAGCGUGGUGUGCCGGUUGCCACAAUAAUAGCAUAGGGUGCCGGUUGCCACAUGUCCCAUUAUAGUUCUUUACAUCAAAAUAUUUAUUACAGGGUGCAUUAUUUCCUUGUAGCAUUGACAAUGUGUCCAUCCCAUAAAUAAUCUAAGAUAUAAAGUAUUAUUAUAACCCAUUUUUGCAUUUGGAAUUUAUUUUGCUUUUUCUUUACUAUGUUUAGGUUCAAAUAUUUCUUUACAUUUUCUUUGUAAUUACUUUCAUCAUUAUCACUGAUUUUAAAAAACCAUAACCAAAGCAUGGCGAACUGGCAAAUUUCUUUGAAUAGCAAAAAAUAGUGUAAAAGGGAAUCAAUUUAGUAUGGUCUGUUCUUAUUAUAUCAAUAGCUUACUCUGUACUGCUUGCAUAGUAUGGUCUAUGCUAGGUAUGGACUUUCUCAGUUUUUCUAUAUUAGUCAAGUUCCUAAAAAUUUAUGUGGUGUCUCAUCUCUCACGUUUUUGUUAUUAUAUAGGGACUAGUAAUGUUAAAAUAUUGCAAAGUCUAAAAAUUUAAAUUUAACUACAAAUGUUGUUGUCUACAUGAUGUUGCAAAGUGCAGAACAUAUAAAAAUGUAUUUAUAAGUACAUUGAGAAAUAGGUUUAAAAUAAAUAUAUGCAAAAAUGGUUUCUUAACUAUUUAUUACACUCUAUUGUAUAAUUUAUGUAUGUAAUCUUUAUGUACACUCAGUAGCAAAUGUAAAAACUUGUAAAGUGCCUUGAUCAAAGAUGGCGACUCUUAUUCAAUGUCUUUAAUCAGUACUGUUAUACCAGGAAUUUACAAAUAGUCUAACCAGAUUACAUUGAUGAACAAGGCACUAAAUUCCUUUCAAAAGACUAACAUUCUGUAUAUACAGAGUUAGUUUACAAUUUAAUUAUAGUUUCAUAGAUUUAAAUUUCUUAACUUUAAAUGUUCUACCCAUUGUGUGGUAUUAAGUCUGCUAUUGAAUUAACGUGAGUCCUAAAUACUCUUUACAAAAGUAGCAAAACAGUGUAUCAUUUAAAUGCAAUAUUCGUCACACGCUUACAAAAUGUUUUAAGUCUUGGUAAUUUACCUGCAGUACAUUAUUUUGUACACAAAUGCAAAAUGUUAAAAAAUUUGCCAAGCUAUAAUUUCAACAAUGGGGAAACUUAUAAUUAGUAGCCAGAUUUUACUAAUAGGAACAAAUAAUUGAAUAUUUUACUGUACAAUAAUUACAAAAAUAGCAUGUAAUAAUAUAAUGAAUUUAACCAGAUAACAUGCUAUUAUUGCCAAUAACACUGAUAUAGUUAAAAUCUCAAAGCACCAAACAAUUUAACUCCAAAUAAAUAAUGUAUUACAAUCUAAGAGAGUGCCUUCAAACCUAAGCUAUAAAUAAAUUGAAAAGUAUUAACAGUGUUUGUAAUUACAACUGUUACAAUUCAUCAAUUCAUUCCUAAUGGCAAACUUAAGUUAUGAUGCUGUGGAUUAUUGUGUCAGUGGACAUAAAAUCCAGUUGAACAAAGCUGGAUGCUAAUAAUAAUAUAGACUGAAAAAAUGAUUAUUUAUUUAUAUUAUAUAUAUAUAUUAGACAAGAAUUGCUAUUAACCUCCUAACUUAGGUUUUAGGGCACCAAUACUCUGAAUCUAACUUAAAGUUACAUGUUCAUAAUUAUGUAUAUGAAAAACAAGGAAAUAAAUUAUAUAUUUGAUUUAGUUAUAAGCAUUUUAAUGAUUGUACAAAGAAAAAUA